This is a messenger RNA of Malaya genurostris, 1725 nucleotides long. RefSeq lists its product as uncharacterized. Gene Ontology annotation, biological process: DNA integration. The coding region runs from base 1 to 1725 and encodes 574 amino acids. Gene Ontology annotation, molecular function: nucleic acid binding. The transcript has a single exon. NCBI's taxonomy places the organism in Eukaryota, Metazoa, Arthropoda, Insecta, Diptera, Culicidae. The record is from RefSeq and is a predicted model, not a curated record.
AUGAUAUUUGGUCGAAGUUUCAUACUCGAAACGGAUCACAAACCGUUGUUAUCGAUUUUCGGAAGCAAAAAAGGUAUUCCUGUGUACACUGCAAACAGACUGCAGCGGUGGGCACUGACGUUACUAUUAUAUAACUUCACCAUUCAGUACGUCAGAACAGAAAGCUUUGGGUACGCAGACGUUCUUUCGCGGCUGAUCAACAAUCACAUUCGGCCUAAUGAAGAGUAUGUCAUCGCAUCGAUCGAGUUGGAAGAAUCAGUCAAGCACAGUUUUGAACAAUCUUUAGAAGUGUUACCAGUCACAUUCAAGAUGAUCCAAGAUGAAACGCAAGCAGACUCACUUCUUAAGAGAGUUAUUAGUUACGUGCAAUCCAGAUGGCCUACUAAUAGAUCCGAUCUCAGCGAUCCACAGUUGCAUCAGUUUCAACAGCGUCGAGAUAGUCUUUCAGUAUUUUCAAGCUGUUUGAUGUACGGAGAACGGAUAGUCAUCCCAACCAAAUUUAGGAAUCGAGUACUUCAUCAAUUGCAUAAAGGACAUCCAGGUGUGGAACGAAUGAGAUCGUUAGCGCGUAAUUACGUGUACUGGCCUGGUAUCGAUGAACAGAUAGCUCAGGUUGUUCGCUCCUGCAAUAAGUGUGCUGAAGCAGCGAAAACUAACAGCAAGACCAAGCUAGAAAGUUGGCCUCUUCCACAGCAACCAUGGCAGCGAGUGCAUUGCGAUUUCGCCGGACCAGUAGAUGGAAUCUACUACCUGAUUGUUGUGGACGCGUACAGCAGAUGGCCGGAAGUUAUCCCUACUAAACGAAUCACCACGGCCGCAACGUUAACCAUGUUUAGAGAAAUUUUUUCGAGGCAUGGCAUGCCGGAAACAUUAAUUACAGACAAUGGCACGCAGUUUACCAGUGAGAACUUCGAAAGCUAUUGCACCAACAACGGCAUUCUUCAUUUGAAAACACCACCGUAUCAUCCACAAUCAAAUGGACUGGCUGAACGUUUUGUGGACACAUUCAAACGGACACUCAGAAAAAUUAUGACGGGGGGAGAGAGCCUUCGGGAAGCAAUUGAUACUUUCCUUCUGUGUUAUCGCUCCACACCAUGCCGUAGUGCACCGGAAGGUAAGACACCAGCAGAAUUGUUGCUGGGCAGACGAUUGCGAACAUCCUUGGACCUGUUGAAGCCUCCUACAGCGUAUUACAAAUCAGCAGACUCCAAGCAAGAAGAACAGUUCAACCGGAAGCAUGGUACCAAAAGUCGGAAAUAUUUGAUUGGUGAAUCGGUUUGGGCCAAAGUUCAUCGCAACAAUACUUGGACUUGGGAGCCCGGACAGGUGCUAGAACGAGUUGGUCGGGUAAUCUACAACGUGUGGUUAUCAUCAGAGCAGAACCUUAUCAGGUCUCACUGCAACCAACUACGAAGGCGCUAUGGAGCUGAAACUUCAGUCAAGCAGCAGUCAACCGAUAUUCCCCUGAAUAUUCUUUUAGAUACCUGGGGACUUCGUCCAGCACCACUUGAGCAGGCGUCUCAAGAGUCUCAAGAGAUUAUUCUGGAAACUCAAACAACGGAAACAAAGAACUCAAUUCCCCAGAAUACCGAGUCUAGGGAGAUUGUUCAACGUUCUCAUACACGCACAACGAGAGCAAACAGUCAACAAGAAGCGGUAAUCUCACGCCACUCUUCGCGGACUAGAAGAGUACCCGUGAGGUAUGAUCCUUAUCAUCUCUAUUAA